GACUUUUUGAUCAGCAAGCCGUAAAAACUAAAGUGUUCUUUCAUAAGGACCAGUUGYCUGUCUACCGWCUGGCAUCAACAUGAAGCUCAGUAUAAUUUUGCUGCUUGUKUUUGGCUUUCUUKCCUUCACCUUUGCUGCUGCUGCAGCUGAGGAGGAGAACCAAGACGAGGUCAAUCCAAAAGAGGCCACCAGAGAAGAUCCUGACGAGCCCGAAAAUGAGCUAUCCAAAGCAGAGUUUGAUGAAGAUGAUGAUUCUCCAAGUGCAGAUCCAAUCAGCAAACAUUACCGUCGCCGCCGUUCCAUAACGAGACGCCGUCACCACCAAUGGAGUCGCCGCCGUUCCCAUGCUCGCCGCCGCCACCACUGGCGUCGCCGCCGUUUCAUAACGAGACGCCGUCACCACCAAUGGAGUCGCCGCCGUUCCCAUGUUCGCCGCCGCCACCACUGGCGUCGCCGUCGUUUCAUAACGAGACGCCGUCACCACCAAUGGAGUCGCCGUCGCUACCACUGGCGUCGCCGUCGCUACCACUGGCGUCGCCGUCGCCGAUAUAGUCGAGGUUGAUCCCGAUUUUAUUGGUACAAACGAUGCAUCAAGCCGGGAUAAUGUCCCUGCUCUCGUCGAUGCAUCAUUUUUUUGCGUAAAAUGAACGGCAUAGAUUUCCAGGACCUCGAAAUGUUGACAUAGACUASUACUUAUUCAUAUAAACUCACCCGUUUAAUCUUGCACAAAGUGGUUGUGUAUCUGUACUGCUUUCAUUUCUCGUCUAAAGAGAAAUACGGCAACAAUGUCAGAGAAAUGCAAUAGUAUGGGUAAGGACAUUAAAGGGACAUCAUCAGCCGGCAUUCAUUGCGAUCUUGAUUUAGUUUCCUAUAUCCGUUGAUCACAAUCCCAAUAUAGAAUGUUGCAGCUUCAUCUAAAGAGGAUAAAAUGCUAAUAAGAAGUAAGUUUUUGUCCAUGCAGUCGCUUUCAACAGUAAUCGAAGUGAAAUAAAGUGUGCCUUUGCUCUUUAAAAAACGUGCAAAAUAAGACUAAUAAAUUGAUAACCACGAAAACAAAUGCAUUGCUACGUAUUCUUAUAUAUUUCAAAUGAAAUCAAAUGCUCGAAAGGGAUGCUGGUUGUUAAUGGUCCUUUGAACCGAGUUGAUCACUGUAAUUUUCAAGGAAUAGAAUCAUUAAAGAAACACAAUUACCAAUAUA
Exaiptasia diaphana is the source of this 1198-nucleotide messenger RNA. Its product is annotated as splicing factor U2af large subunit A. NCBI's taxonomy places the organism in Eukaryota, Metazoa, Cnidaria, Anthozoa, Actiniaria, Aiptasiidae. The record is from RefSeq and is a predicted model, not a curated record.